Molecule: messenger RNA, 1521 nt
Organism: Theileria annulata
Lineage: Eukaryota; Apicomplexa; Aconoidasida; Piroplasmida; Theileriidae
Product: 5'-3' exonuclease, putative
Exons: 2
Coding region: 1-1521 (506 amino acids)
Molecular function (GO): 5'-3' exonuclease activity; DNA binding; 5'-flap endonuclease activity
Source: RefSeq, a predicted model, not a curated record
AUGGGAAUUAAAGGACUCAUCCCAUUUUUGAGUGAAAAGGUGCCUUCAAGUAUUAGUGAAUUGUCUCUGGAAUGUUUAUCUGGAGAAUCGCUUGCAAUCGAUGCUAGUGCGGCACUAUAUCAAUUUACCAUUGCCAUCCGAGACUCUAGUUACUUCAGUUCUCUUGUGAAUUCUAAAGGAGAAUCUACAAGUCAUAUUUACGGCCUUAUGAACCGUUGUUCUAAACUUUUGGAAUACGGAAUAAAGCCAGUAUUUGUAUUUGAUUCAAAACCUCCAGAAUUAAAGUCAAAAACUCUAGACAAGAGAAGACAGAAAAGAGAAGAAGCUAAAACGGAUUUUAAGAAAGCUAUUUCAGAAGGAGAUAAGGAAUCAGCGAAGAAGUUAGUAGGCCGUACCGUUAAAGUAACAAAGGAUAUGAACGACUCAGCAAAGAAAUUGCUUCGUUUAAUGGGAAUUCCAGUCAUAGAAGCGCUGGAAGAAGCGGAAGCUCAAUGUGCAUACCUGGUCACCAAGAAUUUGUGUCAUUUUGUAGCUUCUGAGGACACCGAUACUUUGGUUUUCGGAGGGUGGUUUUUACUUCGAAAUGUUACUUCAAGUGCCAAUAAGAAAAUCGUUAAGGUAGAUUUACAAAAGGUUUUGGAUGGGUUGGAAUUUAACUUCGACCAGUUCGUCGAUUUUUGUAUUCUUUGUGGCUGCGACUACUGCGACACUCUGGAAGGUGUUGGACCUAAAACUGCAUAUUCUCUGGUGAAGAAAUACCAAAGCUUAGAAGAAAUAGUCAGGUUCAAAGGAGGCGAUUACGAUGAGUUUAAAGAAGCAAAGGAUUAUUUUUUAUCUCCUAAGGUUAACGAAUAUGACGAGAAUAGCGUGAAGAUGGGCACCAUAGAUCCCGAGGGUUUGACUGAGUUUCUGGUUCAAGAAAACAACUUUUCGAAGGAAAGGGUGGAAAAAUUUAUUGAAAAAUUGUUAAAGUUCAAGACUAAGAAGAUACAAACAUCGCUAUUAUCAUUUCUAACAAAUCCACAGCCUACUAAUAAGUCCAAAAGUUUGGAUGAAGGACCCAAACAGUCAAGUACCGAGGAUUAUAAAGUUAAUACUAAUCCCAGCACAAAGGGAUCAAAUGUUUAUACUACUGAUACUAAUAGUACUAAGGAUACUAAGGGUAUUGAGUGUACUGCCACUACUACUAAUAAUAAUUUGGAAAAUAAGGUCAAAAUAGAAAAUGAAGAAAAUGAUACGGGGCGUAGAGAUAGUAUUGAUGAUCUAUUUAAAGAGUUUGAAGAUGAAACAAAUUUAUUUGAACAAGAUGAAUUUGAGCCAAAAUCUAAGGAAUAUAAUUUAGAAAAACAGCACGAACUUGAAUUAAACGUUCAUAACAGGAAUGUAAUACUAAUCGACGACGACGAUGAUGAGGUUUUAACGACAGCUAAUAGCGAAAAAAUGAAUUGCGAAAUUGGUAAAGUAAAAGAAGAGCCGAAUAAAAAGGGUAAAUUUAGUUUAAUUAGCAUUUAUAUAUUUUAA